This is a messenger RNA of Bactrocera neohumeralis, 756 nucleotides long. RefSeq lists its product as uncharacterized. The record is from RefSeq and is a predicted model, not a curated record. The transcript is spliced from 3 exons. Lineage: Eukaryota; Metazoa; Arthropoda; Insecta; Diptera; Tephritidae. Bases 1 to 756 code for a protein of 251 amino acids.
AUGAAUGAAUUGACAAAAGCGAUACUGGAAACUAGUACCAAAGUGGCGUCUUCGGAAAUAAGGGAAAGAAGCGCCUGGAAAUUUAGCGAAAUAGAUGGCUGCCACAUUGAGGUUCAGCCGAAAAAGGAAGAUGCGAUCGAUUAUUACAAUUAUAAGGGGUGGUAUUCGGUUGUUCUGCUGGCAAGUUGCGACUAUAGAUCAAAAUUUACAUAUAUACAUGUUGGGUCAACUGGAAGAAAUAACGAUUCGUACAUUUUUGAAGGUAGUUCCUUAAAAAAAUUCCAGGAAACCGCCGAUAUUUUUGCUCAGAGCAUCAAAAUGAUUGGAGAUGUUAAUGUCCCCGUAUUACUUAUUGGCGAUUCAGCCUUUCGAUUGUCGCGUUACACGAUGAAGCCUUUUCCAUACUCACCAAAUCAACCAGUGUUAGAAAAAACAUUUAACUAUCGUUUAUCCAAAUGUCGCAGAGUUAUAGAGAAUGCUUUCGGUCAACUAAAAGCCCGAUUUAGAAAAAUUGGCAGAAGUUUACCGGUAGCUCCAAAAAACGUUAACGUUAUUAUACAUGCAUGCUGUAUUUUGCACAGUUUUCUAAAAAUUGAAAAUGAUGAAAUUCCUUCUUCGUGGAUCCAAGAUGGUGCAAAAAUAAGUACAGAAAUUCAACCACAUCACACUACAAGAGCUGGGGAAAAUGAUGUAACAGCAUCGGCUAUUAGAAAUGCAAUAGCUCUGAGUUUUCGUGAGUAUAGAUGUAUAGAGUAG